Mesorhabditis belari is the source of this 2253-nucleotide messenger RNA. The record is from the annotation of a GenBank genome assembly. Lineage: Eukaryota; Metazoa; Nematoda; Chromadorea; Rhabditida; Rhabditidae.
AUGUAUCAACGUUACAUGGCACUGAUGAGCCGAAGGCCGUUGUUAACUCAAAUGGCUACAUCAGCUGUGAUUGCGGGUGGAGGUGAUCUCAUUUGUCAGAAGUUCAUCGAAAGACGUUCUUGGCAACAAUACGAUGCGAUUAGAACCGGGAGAUUCUUUGUGUUAGCCGGAUUCUUCAUUGCCCCAAUUUUAAAUCGAUGGUUUCGAGUGCUCGAAUUGGUGAAAAGAGGCAACCCUAAGCUGGUACCAUUGAAAAGAAUGUUAAUCGAUCAGAGUACAUUCUCGCCGAUAUUCAACUUUAUCAUCCUCGUCAACUUGAGGAUACUCGAAGGAAUCAGUCCAAAGGAGAGCUUUGAAAUGGCGAAAAGCGACUGGUGGCCUGUUUGGAGCACGAGUUUGCUGUUUUGGCCUCCCGUCCAGCUAGCCAACUUCUAUUUUGUACCACUGAAUCAUCGCGUGGUUGUCACUCAAAUUGGUGGCCUUGUUUGGAACUCCUAUCUCUCAUACCGUACCCAGAAGAAAUUGGACAUCGAUGAGCCUGUUAAGCCCGAGAUUUUAUUGAGAAAUGCGAUUUCUCUCUGGAUGUUGAUCAUCGGAACGUGUCGCGGCGUGUCGAAGUGUUGUUGCUCGUUGAUUUGGCCGUCUCUUCUCGUCUCUCCCCUCCUCCGCUCAUCUUUCGCCCAUGUGAUUUCCACGAAACAUCUCGUCAAACCAAUCCGCGCAUCUCUCCGUCUCUCAUCCACUUCCUCGAGCCAUCGCCCGAUCACUCGACACAACAUGCAAACGACUGGAAGCGGCGAUUACCAUGAGGCUUCGAAAGAGUAUUAUCAGGCGGCAAUUGCUCGGCUCAAUUCACUCCAAACAAAUGCCCAAACAAUCGAAAAGAUGCGCGAGAAGAGAGAUCUCUUUCAAGCGAACAAUGUGCCAGAAAUGGUGGAAAUUAUGCGAGAUUGCGGAAUACAGCCAGAAGACAUUAAUCGCCUCAACGUCAUUCAUGUGAGUGGGACAAAAGGAAAGGGCUCAACGUGUGCCUUCAUUGAAUCGAUGCUUCGAGCGCUUGGGUAUAAAACAGGAUUUUACAGUUCGCCGCAUUUGGUGCAUGCUCGUGAGCGGAUUCGAAUCAACGGAACUCCGAUUUCGCAGGAAUCUUUUGCCGAAAAUCUCUUCGCUCUCCACGAUAAAGUGACAAAAGCGGUACAAGAAAGCGAUCAUUUAUCAAUGCCGGCUUACUUCAAAUUUUUGACCAUACUCGCUUUUGAUGUGUUCGUCAAAGAAAAGGUUGAUGUAGCAGUUGUUGAAGUCGGAAUUGGGGGUCAAUAUGAUUGCACAAAUGUUGUUCAAAAGCCGAAAGUUUGCGCGGUGACCACUCUCGACUACGAUCACACAUCGCUACUUGGAACAACGAUUAAGGAGAUUGCUUGGCAUAAGGCCGGAAUAUUCAAAUCUGGUUCUCCCGCGAUUGUCUCCGAUGUUUCACCGAUUAGCCUUGAAGUGAUGCAAACACGAGCUGAAGAACGGAAGGUUUCAAUAUUGGCCGAAAGUCCACCAUUGAACGAGUAUCAAAUAGAUGGCGAGUUGCAUCCGGGAAUAUCAGGCGAUCAUCAGAAGCACAACGUCUCGCUGGCUCUACAAGUGGUGCGGACAUGGUUAAGAAACACUAGUCAUAAAGAAGAUAUAUUCACUGAACGAUCUUGGAGUCCCGGCGAGCCUUUCCAUGUUCCUCCAAUUCUUCACCAAGCAAUUGAAAGCUGUCAUUGGGCUGGACGAAGUCAGAUUAUUGAGAAAGGUUCUUCAUGUUUUUACCUCGAUGGAGCUCAUACACCGAAGUCAAUUGAGAUGUGUGCACGUUGGUUCUCGACGACUGUUUCUAAAGAAUCGCAAAGAAAAAAAAGAAUCUUACUUUUUCAUUGCACCGCUGACCGAAAACCCGAAACUUUGUUACCGUAUUUGAAGGAUCUCGACUUCGACUUUGCCCUUUUCUGCCCGACUGUUGUGAGCACUGUUUUGGACACGAAAUCGGAUCAGAUGAAUUUCAACCAAGACGUGAAGAAUGCCUGCAUGAGGAGUAUUGAAUCGAGCAAUGUUUGGAAGGAGAUUAGUUCAAAAACGGAGUGCCACACUUUUCCGUGCAUUCAAUCGUCAAUCUCUGCGAUUGAGAAGAUGAGCCGUGAAUUCCCAUUGGAUGUGCUUGUAACGGGAAGUCUUCAUCUUGUCGGUGGUGUCAUCUCGUUAAUCGAUCCUCAAUCGACAAUU